GUGCCACGUCAGCGCGUGGUGGGAUUGGUCCACGGGGUGUCUGAGAACACUAGACGAAAGCGGACGCCGGCAGGCCUUAUCGUAGAAUUAAAUGCUGCGUGUCAGUUAGCAGGACAAGAACAACUUUUUGAGUAAGCUGCUCAAAAUAAAUAAAUAAAAAUGGAGGCGGAAGAGGAGACGACAGAAAUCAAAAACAAGCCGAACCUCGAAAACCAAGGCUUGGGCUUUCUGCAGGAGGCAGUGAGUAGCCUUGCAUCGGAAUAUGGCUGGUACGUCCUUUUUACUUGCAUUGCUGUUUACUUCAUCGUUCAGCUGCUGCGAAGAAAAGGUGACCAAACGGACAGAAGACAGACUCCUCAGGACUUGCCAGAUAAGGACGUAGUUGUGAAACGACAAGCAGCUUUAGAAGCCGCCCGGAAAAGAAUGCAGGAGGAACUUGAUGCCAAAGCAGAACAAUACAAAGAAAAACAGCAACAGAUUGCAGAAGAAAAGAGACAACAAAAGAUUGAGAUGUGGGACAACAUGCAGCAGGGAAAGAGCUACAAGGCAGCCACAAAAGUGAAUAAUCAAAGCAACAGUGACUCUGCUUCAAGUCCAGUUUCAAAACCAAAGUCUGAAAAGAAGCCAUUAAGGGGUGGGUAUAACCCAUUGACUGGAGACAGCGGAGGGACCUGUUCCUGGAGACCUGGCCGUAGAGGUCCAUCUGCUGGGGGAUGAGGUUAAGUCAUGUCAGUGUUGUCCCUUUUGGAGUGAACGCUGGCCUCGGUUUAAAGAGUGCACACGGUCUAUCAGAAUACAACUGGUUAAGUUCAGUUCUGACAAUGAACAAUUGGUGAUUGUUAAAAGACAUGUUGUAUAACACAAAUUAUAAAGUCCUGACAUUUAUGGAUGCUGAUUUCAGUAAUAACAACCAGUUUUACUUCUGCUUUAAUUUAAAUACAUGACCUGAAAUGCUAUAUUUUUGUAAUACAGAUUUGUGUAUAAAAUACUGUCCCUUCAUUCUUAUGAUAGAAGUAUAGUAGUAUUUAAUACUGUAUCAAAAGCUCAUCACGUCCACAGUAUUUGUUGGCUGAGACUACCAGAUUGAAUGACGUCUUUCUUGUAAAUGGCCCCUAAGCCACAGAGAAGGGCUGAUGUGUUUCUUAAGACUUGUGCACUCUUUUAUUUUUUAUUUAUUGCUGUUGCUGUUAAACCAUCACAUGACUGCACAUAGCGAGCUGUUUCAGGCUGAUUUUUAAACACCUUUGUUUUUUGGAGGUUCACUAUGCUUUCAUUUCUUGGCAGUGUCAUUUUCUAUAUGUAACUUUCUGUCUGGGUAGUAAAUACUAUUUAAGCUCCUUAUAUUUUUUUUCAUUCAGUUAAAUUAGUACAGACUGUUAUUAAAAAUGCCCAAUUAUUGUUCUGCACCGUCACGGUAAAAAAAUGCAUAAUUUUCAAAAAUUGCCAAAAUUAAUUACCAAAAAUUUCAAGGUUUGCCCAUAAAAUCUAUAGCUACUAUAUGAUCACCAGUUUGUACUAACAGCGCUGUUGUUAAAGCAGAGGUGACAAAUGUUUGCACAUAGGUUAAAUCAGCCUGACAGUUUGAAAUGUUUAAGUAAUUGAAGUGCUUGAAAAUUUAAGAAUGCUGUAGAAAGCUAAGUGUUAUGACAGAAAUGUGCAGGAUAUACAUUUUCCAU
Molecule: messenger RNA, 1676 nt
Organism: Polypterus senegalus (gray bichir)
Lineage: Eukaryota; Metazoa; Chordata; Cladistia; Polypteriformes; Polypteridae
Gene: selenos
Product: selenoprotein S
Exons: 6
Coding region: 160-717 (185 amino acids)
Biological process (GO): endoplasmic reticulum unfolded protein response; retrograde protein transport, ER to cytosol
Cellular component (GO): endoplasmic reticulum membrane; Derlin-1 retrotranslocation complex; Derlin-1-VIMP complex
Source: RefSeq, a predicted model, not a curated record